Messenger RNA from Clupea harengus (Atlantic herring), 845 nucleotides. Its product is annotated as testis-expressed protein 45-like. Bases 90 to 845 code for a protein of 251 amino acids. NCBI's taxonomy places the organism in Eukaryota, Metazoa, Chordata, Actinopteri, Clupeiformes, Clupeidae. The record is from RefSeq and is a predicted model, not a curated record. The transcript has 4 exons.
GAAAUGCCUGGACAGCAGCAAAACCAGCUGAUUUCAAUGUGAAAUAAGCAAAUUAAGUUCACUGCAACGUGCUCUCCCCGGACAAUGAGAUGUCUGUCAUCACAGGCACAUUGAUUCCAGCUCAGCCCACAGGGAUAGACUUCCUGAAGUCAUCCAAUACCCUGAUAGUGACAGACAACUAUGGUGUCACCACAGACCAGAUCUACCUCACCACCUUCAAGAAGGACUUCAGGACCUCCGGCCACCUCCCCAAAUGUGGCAGUCUUCCCUGCCCCAAGCCCGCCCAGAUGCAGCACAAGGACCGCUCCAUCCUGGAGCGCUGCCCUGAGGCCCUGAGCUCAUACACACGCCCCCAGCUGCAGGCCAUCCACCGCAUACCAGCCUGGGCCAAGCUGUGCACCAACCUGAGAAUGCACGCGGACCGGCGCCAGGCCACCUUCUGCACCACCCAGGCUGAGGGUUACAAGCGGCACCCCUCCCACUCCGCCGCCAAGCUUGCACGCCCCACCGUGGCUAUUCAGAAAUGCACCGGAGAUCGGAAGCUGCCCCAGACCACACACAGAGAGACUUUCCCUGCCUUCAUAGCGCUGCCUGUGGUCAAAGCACCGGUCAAACACCUCGGAGGAGAGCCGACCAUCAGCGGAGACUAUGACAGGCUGUACUUUAGCACCCAUCACAAGGACACCUUCCAGGGCAGAUGGGCCCCCCCUCUUGCUCCAGUGGAGAAGCAUUUCCGCUCCUCUCUGGCGAUGGGUGACCCAGACAAGCUGGUGGAGAGGGAGACCACGCAUGCUGCCACCUUCGGGCCCCCGAGCCCCCCGGAGCCCCACUGUAAGCACCUCUGA